Messenger RNA from Coregonus sp. 'balchen', 1453 nucleotides. The record is from the annotation of a GenBank genome assembly. NCBI's taxonomy places the organism in Eukaryota, Metazoa, Chordata, Actinopteri, Salmoniformes, Salmonidae.
AUGAAGAGUAAACCUCCCGGGAGAAGUGGUCGACAGCAACCGGAACAUUUGGCCAGUAAACUGAGGAGCCAGGAUGAGGCCUGGAAAACCAAAGCCCAGGGCCUUCAGGAGGAAGUGCUUAGACUGCGACAAGAGUUCCCACUCACCCAGAUGCUCUCAAAGAACAGCAGUGGAGCAGGUGCUGGUGGGUCUCAUUCAUCCAUCCUCUCCCCCUGCUAGCUAACCACCUCUCCCCCAAGUGUGACUUAUAGUACACCUCAUAAUAUUAAAAGAAUGUGUCACCAAGAUUGGUCAAUCACAUAUACAAUACAGUAGGCCCACUGUACUUUAGAGCUGCUGGAUAGGCCCAGAGCCACAGUGGCUCUACAGCCGUGUACUGCCACGGUAAAUAGCCUCCCUCCAGUUUAUUAUUUUGUUCAAUUGAUGAACAGCCUGAUUCAUGCUCAUUAAAUGUAGCUCAUUUUCAGUUAGUAAAGGACUGCUCUGCAUGGAUGGUAAUUGGAUUACAAUGUCUACAUGAGGAGUGGAGAAGCUGCUGUUUUCAGAGCCUAGCUAUUAGCCGGGUGUAUUAUUGAACUGAAGGAGCAUUGUGGCUAAUGUAUCUAGCUCACUAAUGAGGUUAUGGACACACAAGGUUGUUUUGGAAAGAAGGCCCCUCGUCCUUUGACGUGCUAUGAAAUUACACAAGGUGACAGUGGAUUGCUAUAAAGGUGAGAGAGACAUGAUUGAAUGAGGUUUAAUAACAAAGCUAAUUGGGUGACAACCAAUAAUGUUGUAGAUACAAUGCUUCAUUCAGUGUCACAGAAUAUAAUGAGGCUGACAAUGAUCCUAAUAAGAUCAUGUCUGUCUGACUUGGUGCAACCUGCAGGAGAUGGUUUCAUGGGCCUGCUCUCAGGACCUCGUGGGGCCAGGCUCGUUGAAAGACCAGCUCAACUCAGAUAUAGACUCCGGCUGUGGGACAGAAAACAACAAAGAGACACUGCGACCCGCUCAAGACUCUGCAGAACCACCCAGUGCCCAGCUAGCCUUUCCACCUGUCACCACCACGGCUCCCCAGAUCCCAUUCUCCAGUCUGUGUAAGUCAGGCCCUCUGGGAAAGGCCAUGCUGCUCCUCAUGCAGUUCUUCCAAAGCCUGUGUGGGGCGAACAGGGUGGAGGGGGAGGCGAUGGGAGCAGAGGCUGGAGGGCUUAGCCUGGACAGGGACGGGGACAGGUUGGUGGUGGCAGACUCAGUGUGCCAGCUACUGUCCUGUGUGGUGGCAGCUAGUAGGGACGCCAGGCCCCUGCCCGCUCACUCACUGCUCCUGCAGGCAGCUCAGGCAAUGGACCACUGGGCCUCCCACAGACAGCCCUCCCUGCAGUUUGUGGCACACAUGGAAGAUGCCCUGAAAGAGCUCACUGAGAUGAUAGUACGCAAUGACCAGCUCAACAGAGUAAGAAAACAUAGUGCAUAG